Spirodela intermedia is the source of this 174-nucleotide messenger RNA. NCBI's taxonomy places the organism in Eukaryota, Viridiplantae, Streptophyta, Magnoliopsida, Alismatales, Araceae. The record is from the annotation of a GenBank genome assembly.
AUGGGAUUGAUCAGGAGCUGUUUUUCGUUCCUGGUCGGCACCACCUUCGGCAUCUACGUGUCUCAGAAUUACGACGUCCCCAACAUCAAGAAGCUCGUGGAUUUCGGCGUCGCCGUGGCCAAGCACUACGAGGAGUCUUACCGCAAGGGCAAGAGGGGCGACGACGACAAUUAG